This is a messenger RNA of Tigriopus californicus, 2447 nucleotides long. Its product is annotated as S-adenosyl-L-methionine-dependent tRNA 4-demethylwyosine synthase TYW1-like. The record is from RefSeq and is a predicted model, not a curated record. Gene Ontology annotation, molecular function: 4 iron, 4 sulfur cluster binding; catalytic activity; FMN binding. Gene Ontology annotation, biological process: wybutosine biosynthetic process. Lineage: Eukaryota; Metazoa; Arthropoda; Copepoda; Harpacticoida; Harpacticidae.
CCCCAAUGAUGAAUGCCGCUGACAGCUGAUCUGUUCUGGAUGGGCGAGGAGUAGUGGAAGGAGACUUAACUGAACGGAUCUUACAUUACACAUACCAUCCCUGGGUUCAUUCAGUGACAGGUUUAGAGAAAUGUUAGGCUUGCCCAUCAUCGGAACACUCACUGUUCCGGUUUUGUUAUGUACGUUGCUAGCCAUCGCCUUUGUAGCGUGGUUCCAUCAUCGCCCUGCCAAAUCGGAGCAGCUAGAAACACGUGUCAUUCGCCAUGGGACCGCGCAAACCCAGACUAAUCCGUCGAAUCCUUCAUCGGAACCAGAGGAGGCGGCGACUAGUUGCUCCCAAGGGUCUCAAUGUUGUCAAAUCAAGGAGAAUCCGGACGCUAUUCAAAGAGUUAAGAUUCUCUACGGAACUACCACGGGCAAGGCCAAAUCCAUGGCUGCACAACUGGCCCAAGGUUUGGCUGGGCUAAACAUCACGGCUGAGAUCCUGGAUGUGUCCACUUACGACUUUGAAGAGAGACUAGCCCAUGAAGCCUCUGAGAAUGCGGUGUUAGUCUUGAUCAUUUCCACUUAUACGGAAGGUACGCCACCGGAAAGUGCCAAAUGGUUCUACCAAUGGUUGGAAGAAGCGGCCAAAGACUUUCGAACCCAGCAUUCUAUCUUGCAAGGCCUGAAAUUUGCCGUGUUUGGUUUGGGCAACUCUCUGUAUCAAGAUCACUUUAACACCAUCGGCAAGAAUUGAGACAAGUACUUCUACCAAUUGAGUGCCAUUCGAUUCCAUUCUCUCGGCAUGGGCGACGAGAAUGUAGCCGGAUCCAAGCAUGGCAACUUAGAGAACGAUUUCGACCAUUGGCAGGAUCAGUUCCUGACCCGUCUGCGAAAGUUUAAUAGCAUCGAAUCCUGUGGCAGCCAAUCGGAAGAGAAGACGAGUGAUUUGGAUACUGAGAGCGCGGAUGAAUCCGGAUCCGGGAGUGACUCGGAAUUUAGCGAUGGCGAGGACAACGAGGAUGAUGACGAGGAGGGUGGGGAUGGUUUGGUGGAUUUGGAAGAGAUUGGCAAUGUCAUGAAAAAGGCCAAAGAUAAGAAGAAGCAAGAUGCCGAGAGCGGGCCCAAAGAGAUGAUUACGCCCAGUUUACGGAAAUCUUUGACUAAACAAGGUUACAAAUUGAUUGGAAGCCACUCGGGCGUCAAGAUCUGUCGAUGGACGAAAGCCAUGUUGCGCGGACGUGGAGGGUGCUACAAGCACACUUUCUACGGCAUCGCAUCUCAUCAGUGCAUGGAGACCACGCCCAGUUUGGCUUGUGCCAACAAGUGCGUCUUUUGUUGGCGUCAUCAUUCCAAUCCUGUGGGAACGGAAUGGCGUUGGCAAAUGGACCCGCCCGAUAUGAUCCUUGAUGGAGCCUUGGCGAAUCAUUACAAGAUGAUCAAACAGAUGAAAGGCGUCCCCGGGGUGCUACCUGAAAAACUUGAAGAAGGCAUGAACGUACAACAUUGCGCUCUGUCAUUGGUGGGCGAACCCAUUAUGUAUCCGGAAAUUAACAGGUUUGUGGAGCUCCUCCACGAGAAAUCCAUCUCGAGCUUCUUGGUGACGAACGCUCAAUUUCCGGAGGCCAUCCGGGACAUUAGUCCCGUCACUCAGCUCUACGUCUCGAUCGAUGCCUCCACCAAGGACUCGUUGAAAAAGAUCGACCGGCCUUUGUUCAGGGAUUUCUGGGAGCGGUUCAUGGACAGCUUGCAGGAGCUCUCGCGUAAAGGCCAAAGAACCGUGUACCGACUGACGUUGGUUAAAGGCUGGAACGCCGAGGAAAUGGACAACUACGCCAAAUUGGUGGAUAUGGCCAAACCCGACUUUAUCGAAGUGAAAGGGGUCACUUAUUGUGGAACCUCCAAAGCCUCAACGCUGACCAUGGACAAUGUUCCUUGGCACGAGGAGGUGCUCCAUUUUGUGCGACAGCUGACCUCACGCCUGCCGGAUUACGAGAUCUCUUGUGAGCACGAGCACUCCAAUUGUGUCCUGGUCAGUCAUAAGAAGUUCCUGGUCAAUGGGAAAUGGCACACCUGGAUCGACUAUCCCAAGUUCCACCAAUUGGUCCGCGAGUUCAAGCAAACCAAUGGAGCUCAAACCUUCUCAGCAUUAGACUACAUGGAACCGACGCCGGAUUGGGCUGUCUUUGGCAGUGAGGAGCGUGGCUUUGAUCCCGUGGAGAAGCGAUUCCAUCGGAAGAGCAAACAAACCAGAAUGAUGGCUGAGUUCUUCGAAAGGGCCUUGGCUUUUUUGGCCUUUGACCCCACUUUCCUAAUCAUCACGCAACGUUUUUUUUUCAUGAGUGAUUAUUCGAUUAUGACACAUGAUGAUUGGAUCCAAUCAUCCGAGCUCGGCUUCUGUUCAGCCUGAAUGAUUAUAUUUUUCCAGGAAUAGCAAAUCAUUCGGAAUAAACGUGAGUGAAGGA